Molecule: messenger RNA, 701 nt
Organism: Melanotaenia boesemani (Boeseman's rainbowfish)
Lineage: Eukaryota; Metazoa; Chordata; Actinopteri; Atheriniformes; Melanotaeniidae
Gene: fabp7a
Product: fatty acid binding protein 7, brain, a
Exons: 4
Coding region: 86-484 (132 amino acids)
Biological process (GO): fatty acid transport
Cellular component (GO): cytosol; nucleus
Molecular function (GO): fatty acid binding
Source: RefSeq, a predicted model, not a curated record
AAACACGUUUGAAGGAAUGCAGAAUUUGCAGGACGAAGAGUGUUUGACCGUAUAAUACUUUACUGGACCGUUAACUUCUGCAAAAAUGGUUGAUGCUUUUUGUGCUACAUGGAAACUGGUCGACAGCCAGAACUUUGAUGAAUAUAUGAAGGCACUCGGCGUUGGAUUUGCAACAAGACAAGUGGGUAAUGUAACAAAGCCAACAAUAGUGAUCAGCCAAGAUGGAGACAAAGUGGUGGUGAAAACCCUGAGCACCUUCAGGAACACUGAGCUCUCCUCCAAACUGGGAGAGGAGUUUGAUGAAACCACACCCGAUGACCGAAAGGUCAAAUCCACCUUCACCAUGGAGGGAGACAAGUUUGUGCAUGUGCAGAAGUGGGAUGGCAAAGAGACUAAAUUUGUAAGAGAGCUCAAGGACGGAAAGAUGGUGAUGACGUUAACCUUUGAGGGAGUCACAGCGGUCCGCACAUACGAGAAAGCCUAAACUCUACCAUUCACCUGGACUGUGAAUGAUCAGCAAGGUGUUCCAUUUUUUAAUAAAAUCAAAUGUAAUUGUUUAUGCAGUGGUUUAAACUUGAAUUCUUCUAAAUUGACAUUUUUUUGUAUGAUCUUUUGUGAGAAACUCACGAUGAAGGGCCUCAACUUUUCAUUAAAUAUGAAAAAGAAAAUCAAUUGCUAAAAUAAACAUUUUUUUUAAAUGA